CGCCAUUACGUUGAUUUCAUCUCUCUCGUGCGGAUGUCCUGACGGUUGGUUGGUGGUAUCGUUUGGUGUUGUUUCAAUCGCAUCGUGUUCCCAAAACAAAGAGUAUUAACAAAUAAACGAUAGUAUCGUACAAAAAAGAUUUUCGUUCGUUGUUUACAAGAAGAAAGCGCUGUAUUUUCGCAGAAGUAAAGCCGCGCGCGCCAUUUCACGAAGGUCAGUGAGCGUUGAACUACUACGUGCUUUCACGGCAUUCCGGGCGAUCUCGUUCGUAGUAAUAUAUUCUUGCAAGUUAGCUUAGUGUGGAUAAAAAUAGAAGGUUCUAAAACGAGCCGAAAAUGCCGGGUUUUAGCAGCGUUGGUACAUUCAAAAUUUUCAUCGGUAAUUUGGCUGAUAAAACAUCGAAUGCUGAUAUCAAGCCGCUUUUUGAGAAAUAUGGAAAGGUCGUAGAGUGUGACGUUGUUAAGAAUUAUGGAUUUGUGCAUAUGGAAAAUGAAGAAGCAGGAAGAAACGCAAUACAAAAUUUGAAUGGACAUAUAGUUCAUGGUCAGCCUAUAAAAUGCGAAGCUGCUAAGAGUCGUAAAGGACCCAACACUCCUACGACCAAAAUCUUUGUUGGCAAUCUCACAGAUAACACGAAAGCACCUCAAGUGCGCGAGUUGUUUGCCAAAUAUGGCACUGUCGUAGAAUGCGACAUAGUGAGAAAUUAUGGAUUCGUCCAUCUAGAAGCCACAGGUGACGUGAAUGACGCCAUUAAGGAGCUUAAUGGGCAAAUCGUGGACGGUCAACCUAUGAAGGUUCAAAUUUCCACCAGCAGAGUACGACAAAGGCCAGGAAUGGGAGAUCCAGAACAAUGCUACCGAUGCGGACGCGGAGGCCAUUGGUCCAAGGAAUGUCCAAAAGGAGGAAUGGGAGGAGGACCGGACAGGAACGGAUUCAGGGACCGAAUGUUUGGACGUGACCCGUAUCCUCCACCGCCGCCACCACCUUUCCUUCGGGACCGGCUAAUGGGUGGUGGCCGCUUUGGAGACUACGAAAGCUACUAUGACAGGAGGGGCUUCGACGACACCAGGGAUCUCUACGAGAGGCGGUUUACGGGUAUGACAGGGCCCUGUGACAUGGGAACUUCCAUGUGCGGGCUAGACUUUCCACCAAUGACAAUGCCACCUCUACCUCCAAGACGAGACCCAAUGCCUCCUAUGCCUCCUCUAGGUAUGGGAUCCAUGCGCGACACUGGCUUCUCCCGAGGCAACGAUUAUGGCAUGUUCAGCCGACGAUCACCCCCUCCGAGUGGCAACAACGGCCGGUUCAGUAGAGGCAUGUACGAGGACUUCAGCCGAGAUUCGUUCGAAGAACGUAGACCGGGAUUACGAGGGCCAUCGCCGUCGCGCCGGUUCGCACCAUACUAAAUCGUCGCGUCGGGCUCGGAUCGGUCUGUCGGUCUGUCCGUCUCUCUCUGUGUGUCGGGUCUGAUCGCUAGCAGGAAGCCUCGGGACCGAGAUACUCUUGGCCGUCUGUCGAUCUGCACGCGCGAAGAUCUGCCGCAACCGCUCUAUGAGAACAAGUACAUUCUGUCACCCGCAUUGCGCCCAUUAUUAGAUUACUCUAAAUAAAUAAACUAAUGACGAAAAGAAAAAAAAAAGAAAAAAGAAAAAAAAAAGAAUACCCACAACAACAACUACUAUUACAACAAAGUAUACAAAAAAAGAAAAGAAAAUACAAUAAGCGGAAAGAAAGCAACGCCGAAUCCACUGAGAAAUAAUAAUAAUAAUAAUAAUAAUAAUAAUAAUAAUAAUAUGAUAGACAAAGAAUGUCCUUGUCUGCGAUAGUAUACCGAAAAAACUGCGCAUAAAUUAAUCGUCAUAAACAACAAACUGAACAAAAAAAAAAAAAAAAGGAAAAUUGAAUAUCUGAAGUAAAAUUCAGACGAAAAUUUCACGGUCCCCAUGCAUCUUGAUAAGUCUGCCCUUCCAAAUCUUAUCUCCCUCUUGCCUUACUACAGCAACACCAUUACCACCACCAUCACAAUCUCCGCUACCCUUCCUCGUCCGAUAUGUAUAUAUAUAUAAAACUGUAUAUGUGUAUAUAUACAAGUACAUCCAUCUGUUUCUUUUAUCAGAGCACACGUAUAAUUAUUACUACUCCGUCGGAUUGCUCAUCGUUUAUUACGAUAUAUCGUAGGGAAACGAUAACGAACGAUUAGAUAGAGAGAAAGAAAAAAAAUACCAGAAAGUACAGGAAAAUGUUACUAUCCUCGACGGAAUCAUUUAAGCGAGCGAAAAAUAUAUAAAUUCGACGCACUAUUUAUCCGCCACUCUUCCACCAUAGUUACAAAAAGAAAAUUUCACCGCCCUUUCCACGCGUGUAUAUUAUUUAUUUAAUCGGCCUGUGUGCGUUGCGAUACAUCACGUACGCGAUUCUCAACGAUCGCGACUAUUUUUAUGUGAUCUGAACUUGUAUUAUUCGUUCGUUCGUUCGUUCGUUCGUUCGUUCGUUUGGUCGUUCGUUCGUUCGUUCGUUCGUUCGUUCGUUCGUUCGUUCGUUCGUUCGUUCGUUCGUUCGUUCGUUCGUUCGUUCGUUCAUCAGCGCGAUGUUUCAGCAGGGACUUUUUCAUCUUCUUUUUUUUUUUGUUCGGAUUCUCUUCCCUCUCUAAAAACUAGGAACGAAACGUCGUUAUUACCGAUCUUUUACGCGCGUUUAUGAAUGCGUGUGCGUGUAUAUGUGUGUUUGCGAUAGAAAAUAAAUAAAUAACUUAAAGAAAAAGCUUAAAAAAAAAUUAAAAAAAAAAAAGAAGGAAAAGGAAAAAAAAAUAAAAGUAGGUGAGAAGAGUGUGCUUAGUGGGCGAUUUUUUGUGGGAUCGUGAAAAUUUUCGCCAUAUUGUCAUCGAACUCGUGUGGUCUUUGUGUUUGUACCGUCGAUGGAUAGAAAAAUUCUUUUUUUUUUUCUCGUUGUUACUAACGUUUUCUCGGAUAUCGCUUCGAAAAAAUAUCACUCCUUCGGCUCAAAUAUAUGGCGUUAAUGUCCAAAUGAAUUAUAUGGUAAUUGUUCAUAUAUAUAUUCUUAUUAUAUAUAUAUAAUAUUAUAUAUAUAUAUAUAUAUAUAUAUAUAUAUACAUCAUUUUGGGAAAUUUUUCAUUUCAAUUUCGCAGCGAUACGUCGAUUUGAUUUUAGAACAAUUCGUGUAUGCGAUGUGCAAAUCGAUCGUUCGUUACGUUUCCUUCUAAUUUCUUUUUUCUUUAUCUUUUUCUUAUUUUUUUUUUUUUUUUUUUCCUUAUCAAAGGAAAAGUGAGAUCUCUUUUUUUCAUCUGUUUCUACGGCGGCAAAAGAAAACGUUUUUUAUGCGAUUUAUCGUGAUCUAUGUAAUUUAUUAGAAAUAAAAGGUUCUUUUUUUUCCUAUCAUCGCUCAGGUCCGUCGUUCGGUUCAAAGAAUAUUAGCGAUGCUAAUAAAACAAAAAGAAACAAAAUAAUAAUAAUAAUAAUAAUAACAAUAAUAAUAAUAAUAAUAUUGACGAUGUUAUUUGGCAUCGAACGAAAAGAAGCGCAAAAUUUUGUAUGACGUAUAGACAAGAUUAAAUGUUGAGUAUGUAUGUGUAUGCGUGUAUGCGUGUGACGAUCGUGGCCGAACGGUUUUCUUCGAUGAUUCGCUUUUCUGUUUUUUUUUUUAUUUUUUUUUUUUUUAUUUUUUUGAUUGUUUUCUUUUUUUUAAUCUAUCAUAGCGAUCUAACGUGAAUAGAAAUUAUCCUAGAUAUGAUAUAGUUCUUCGAGAUAAUAUUCCAUGCACGAUGUUUUAGGAAAAAGUGCCGUUCGGGGACUAGAAUGCGCAAAUUCAUAAUAAAAAUUUGACGACACGUGUUAAAAGGAAAAAUAUAUAUAUAUACAUAUUUAUAUAUAUAAUUUAUAUUUAUAUAUAUAUAUUUAUAUAUAUUUAUAUAUGUAUAUAUAUAUAUAUAUACAUAUAUGCACACACACAAAAAAAUGAAUAAAAAGACGAGUAAGAAACGUGCUUUCUAGCCUUCAGAAUGAGUUUCCUUUUAUUUUCGUCGGGCGAGGUGGGGGGAGGGAAGUAUGACGUUAAACGAUUACGCUAAUAAUUAGUUUAACGACUCGGAGAUUACGGUUGGACCUAUAAAUUCCGUAGAGAUGCGUCGAUUCUGUAUGAGAUAUCUUAAUUGGAUCGUGCGAACAUUUAGCGUGUAGUAACAUAACCAUUUUAUUAUAAAUAGGAUUAAUCGACGUAAAGUAAAGUAAAGUAAAGUAAAGUAAAGUAAAGGAAAGGAAAGAAUGACAAAAAAAUAAGACAGAAGGAAAAAACAAUCUAUUGAUGAAGAUCAAUUGCGUUUAACCACACGUAUUUGCGCUCGUUAUAUCUAUUAUAAAAAAAAGGAAAAGGAUUUAAACAAACA
Vespula pensylvanica (western yellowjacket) is the source of this 4399-nucleotide messenger RNA. RefSeq names its product RNA-binding protein lark (gene lark). Lineage: Eukaryota; Metazoa; Arthropoda; Insecta; Hymenoptera; Vespidae. The record is from RefSeq and is a predicted model, not a curated record. The transcript is spliced from 6 exons. Gene Ontology annotation, molecular function: zinc ion binding; mRNA binding. Gene Ontology annotation, cellular component: cytosol. The coding region runs from base 336 to 1406 and encodes 356 amino acids.